CAAUACUCUCCAGUCUCUCACUAGUAGUCACUGGACCUGAACAAAUUGUAUUCUAUAGCCACGUUUAAAGUUUAAACCAUCUUCUCUGAUUCAUUCAUAUAAACUCUCUCUCUUUCCAAACAAACCAUUGUCAACCUGUGUAUACCAAACAAUGCAAUACAAAAAUCUGGGUCGAUCAGGUCUAAAGGUGAGUCAGCUUUCAUAUGGAGCAUGGGUAAGUUUCGGGAACCAACUAGAUGUGAAAGAAGCGAAGUCAUUAUUGCAGUGUUGCAGAGACCAUGGUGUCAACUUCUUUGAUAACGCAGAGGUUUAUGCAAAUGGAAGGGCAGAAGAGAUUAUGGGUCAAGCGAUCCGUGAACUUGGGUGGAAACGGUCGGAUAUAGUAGUUUCUACAAAGAUCUUUUGGGGUGGUUCUGGUCCUAAUGACAAAGGCUUAUCAAGAAAGCAUAUUGUUGAGGGUACUAAAGCUUCCCUUAAGAGAUUGGAUAUGGAUUAUGUCGAUGUCAUUUAUUGCCAUCGGCCAGACUCAUCGACACCAAUUGAAGAAACAGUAAGGGCAAUGAAUCAUGUGAUUGAUAAGGGGUGGGCGUUUUAUUGGGGAACUAGUGAGUGGUCAGCACAACAGAUCACUGAAGCAUGGGGCAUUGCAGAAAGGCUGGACUUGGUAGGACCUAUUGUGGAGCAGCCAGAGUACAAUUUGCUGUCUAGACACAAGGUAGAGUCAGAGUACCUCCCUCUAUACACCAACUAUGGCCUGGGUCUCACUACUUGGAGUCCUCUUGCAUCUGGAGUGCUCACUGGAAAAUACAGCAGGGGAGCUAUACCUCCUGAUAGCCGGUUUGCCUUGGAAAACUAUAAGAAUCUUGCUAGCCGGUCCCUGAUUGAUGAUGUUCUGAAGAAGGUUAAUGGGCUAAAGCCAAUUGCUGACGAACUCGGUGUGCCUUUAUCUCAACUUGCUAUAGCAUGGUGUGCUGCUAAUCCAAAUGUCUCAUCAGUUAUCACUGGUGCUACAAAGGAAUCUCAGAUUCAAGAGAACAUGAAAGCUAUUGAUGUCAUCCCCUUAUUGACUCCUGCUGUGAUGGAGAAGAUUGAGGCCGUUGUUCAAAGCAAGCCAAAACGUCCAGAUUCAUAUAGGUAAUCACCAGACGUGCAGAACACCCAGAACGUCUGGCAUGUCACGUGGAUGAUUCAUUUUUUGAAGGUAUUGGAAAAGCAAAGCUCGCGCCUCAGUUCAUUAUCGGUAGUAGUUUCUCGGUCUCAUGGAACUUGAAAUCCACCAUUGGAUUUUCAUGUACUUGGUUUCUCUUUCUAUUUUUAAUGAUUGUCGGGGGGUUGGUGGAUGUCCAUUGCUGAUGUCUGUACUUGCGAAAGUUGGUAAACUAUGACAAGUGGAAACUGUAUUCUUUUAUAGCAGUGGUUUGUUUUGCUGUUCUCAUGGUGAAUAUCUGAAAUAUAGGUUAAAUUGUUAUGAUCA
Molecule: messenger RNA, 1474 nt
Organism: Ricinus communis (castor bean)
Lineage: Eukaryota; Viridiplantae; Streptophyta; Magnoliopsida; Malpighiales; Euphorbiaceae
Product: probable voltage-gated potassium channel subunit beta
Exons: 5
Coding region: 152-1138 (328 amino acids)
Source: RefSeq, a predicted model, not a curated record